Messenger RNA from Nicotiana tabacum (common tobacco), 6017 nucleotides. The record is from RefSeq and is a predicted model, not a curated record. Lineage: Eukaryota; Viridiplantae; Streptophyta; Magnoliopsida; Solanales; Solanaceae.
ACACUUUUGACAAAAAUAAUUUUCAAAAUAAACCUAUUACAAUUAUUAAGCACCGAGUGACCAAUUGUGUGAGCUAUCAAUAAAUGUAAAUUUGACACUCAUAAGAUAGUUUUUACGUAGUAAUGAUGUGUUCAAUUUGCCACAAACAAAGAAAGACCAUGUUUAAAGCACAAAGAUAAGAACUGUGAGGUCGGCCUUGGUCCAGGGGCAGAGCCGGAGAUUAAGUUACGAGUUCGAUUGAACCCAAUAACUUUCGUCCAAACUCUGUAUUUGUCUUAAAAAAUUUAUUUAAUAUAUUCAAAGUAGUAGUUUAGAACCCAGUAAUUUAAGAAGACUAGAAUACUGAAACCAUAAACUUCAAAUCCUGAUUCCGCGUAAGUUUGGUCCAUGCCAUUUGAGGUUCAAUCAAGUAAAAAACAAAAGAAAGUGGACAACAAAUAGUUGCCUGGGACCUUCUUAGGAGUUGGACCCCUUCACAAUAAUGUCACAGAGACAGUGAUGGAACAUACUACCUCGGCCUAAUUUUAUAAAGCAGUGUAAAUUAACGUGUGGAAAAAAUGUAUAUAAGUACAAAUAUGGAAUGAUAAGAAGACUUCAUACCAGAAAUUGACUUAAAAUGUGACAACAACUCAGAUAUCAUUAACAUUAACAAUACUAUCAAGAAGCUUAAUGACAAGUCUAACGGCUUAAAACAAGAUGAAUUCUUAAAAAUGUAUCAAUGCCUAAAAUAUACAGUAGUACUUAGAUAUUAUAUUUAUACAGCGCUCUAUUUACAAGCUAGUGCCCACAUACUCUCUACUUAGACAUAUUAGGUGCUAACAUGUAUUACCACCUAACCUCCGGAUGUUAUUCAUUUUCUUUACGACAACUUUGUAACUACUGUGGUUUAUGUAAAACUUGUACUAUCUCAGUCUCAAAUUUUAUAUUUUAAUUGCAAUUAAAAGUAAAAUUAAUUCUAAUAGGGAAUUUGUCUUGAUUGACUUUUCAUAUGUUUUCUUCGUACUUUGGCUUUUUUCAUUUUUGGCCAAGUCAGGUCGUCUUCCAUAUUUCACUCUUUAACUUCUCACAAUAAUGAAAUAAAGGCAGGGUUCAAUUUUAUGACAGAUUGGAAGACCAAAUUCUGCAUUCACAUAGAUGAGAACUGAUUUGCCUCUUAGGCUUCAACUAUUUCUCCUUAAUUAUUAAGCACCUCAACAACCCAAUUGUGUCAGUUUUCUCACCAUAUACCAAAAGCUGAUAAUUUACUGUUAGUUGAUCUUUAGCAAUAUUCUUCAACAAUGUCUUAUGCUUCUCCUUCCAAAGAUUGGAAGUAUGAUGUCUUUUUGAGCUUUAGAGGUGAAGAUACACGUAAAAACUUUGUGAGUCAUCUCUAUAAUGCUUUGAAACAAAGAGGAAUUGAUGUUUUUAAAGAUGAUGAGCGUCUGGAAACGGGAAAACCAAUUUCUGAUGAACUUUUGAAAGCCAUAGAAGACUCCAGAUUUGCGGUCGUGAUAUUUUCAAAAAGCUAUGCAUCCUCAAGAUGGUGCUUAGAGGAACUUGCACACAUCAUAAAGUGUCAAAAUGAAUUGGAGCAGACUGUGAUUCCAAUCUUUUAUGAUGUGAGUCCGUCUGAUGUACGCCAUCAAAAUCCACCAUUUGCUGAGUCAUUUUCCCAACAUGAGGGAAAAUACAAAGAUGAUAUGGAGAAGGUUCAAAGAUGGAGGGAUGCAUUUGCGGAGGCUGGAAAAUUAUUGUCUCUUUGCAUCGUAAUGUGUAGGGAUGAGGUUGAUUGCAUCAAUAAGGUAGUUGAUUACAUAUUACCAAAGUCACUUCAAGCUAUCCCACCGUCAUCCGGAAGCUUAGUGGGUGUGGAACCUCAAAUUGAGAAAAUAAUUUCAUUAUGGGAUAUGGAAUCAAAUGAUGUUCGUUCCAUUGGAAUAUGGGGGAUGAGCGGUAUUGGCAAGACAGAAAUUGUAAGUAUCAUAUAUGAGAGAUAUCGUCAUCUAUUUGAUGCUGAUUGUUUUCUUGGUGAUGUUGGAGAAAUGUACCAGAAAAAGGGUCUUACAUGGAUACAACAAGCUCUCAUCCGUAAGCUAUUGGGGAAAAAGAUACCUAUAACUAGUGAACGCGAAGGUGCCAUAAUUAUAAGGAAUCAGCUUCGCUGGAAGAAAGUUUUGGUCAUUCUUGAUGAUGUAAACCAUCUAAAUCAACUAAAAGUUUUAGUUGGAGAGACAGAGUGGUUUGGCAGGGGUAGUAGAGUUUUGAUUACCACGAGAGACAAGCACCUGAUAAUCGCUCAUGUAGGGGAGAAUAAAGUGUAUGAAGUCCUACUAUUAUCUGAGAAUGAUGCUCUUGAACUGUUUUGCCUGCAUGCUUUCAAGAGAAAAUCUCCAGAGAGAGAUUUUGAAGAGCUUUCAAGGGAAGUGGUGAAGUAUGCUGAUGGGCUCCCUUUAGCUCUUGAAGUUUUGGGUCCUUCUUUUUGUGGACGAAACAAAGAGCAAUGGAGAGAUAUAAUUGAUAGACUGAAGAAAAUCCCUAAUGAUGACAUUUUAGGAAAACUUAAGAUUGGUCUUGAUGGAUUAAAUAAAGAUGAGAUGAGAAUAUUUUUGGAUAUCGCAUGCUUGUACAAUCAUGAACAAAGAUAUUAUGUGGAACGAAUACUUAAAAGUUGUGGUAUUCAUCACUUGAUAGGAAUAAGCCGUCUCAUUGAAAAAUCUCUCUUAUCCAUCAGUAGAGAUGGCUACAGCUACAUAUUUAAUAUGCAUAGUUUGAUUAGAGGAAUGGGUGAAAAUGUCCUCAAGGAAGAGCACACAAACAGCAGAAUAUGGCUUCAUGAGGAGGUUCAUGACCUUUUUGCUGGAAAGUUGAAAACUAAAAAGGUGGAAAGCCUAAAGAUCCCAAAAGGUUACAAUUUUGAAGAUGAAAAUAUAAAUCAUAACAAGGUAUUCAAGAGGAUGCAAAGCUUACAGGUAUUAAUAGUUGAUAAUAAAAUUUUUUGCUCGGAAAGCACUGUCACUUGUCUUCCUUCUAGCCUGCGGUGGAUUCAAUGGCCGUUCUAUCCUUCAAGUUCAUUGCCGCAGCAGUUUGAACCAUCACACCUCGUGGGGCUUAGAUUAUAUAACAGUCGGCUUGUCGAACUUUGGCCAAUAUCAAAGAGAUUGAACAAGUUGAAGCAUUUGGAUCUAACCAAGAGCCUCAGGUUAACAAAGAGCCCUAAUUUUGGUGAUAUGCCAAACUUGGAGACACUAAGUUUGCGUGAGUGUAUGAAUUUGGAAGAGGUCCAUCCAUCUCUUGGACAUUGCAGAAUGCUUAAAGAAUUGGAUUUGCGGGGUUGUAAAAAACUUAAGAAGCUUCCAAAAUUUGUUUCCAUGGAAUCUCUUGAGACUCUCAACCUUCGUGAAUGCACAAGUUUAAGAAAAUUUCCAAAAUUCUGUGGAAAUAUGCAGCACUUAUCAGAACUCUAUGUGGAAUCCCCAUGGAUAAGAAGCUUACCCCCUUCUCUCAGUGGUCUAAGCAAAUUACAUUUGAGAGAUUGUGAAGAUCUUGAAAGUAUUCCAGACACUAGCAUUCAAAUUCUUAGAUUUCUGAAGAUUUCAGAUGGCAGGAAACUAGCAAUGCCAAACAGCCUUUUUGAAUCAGAGCAAUUGGAGGAACUUUAUAUAUACCAUUGUUCUAGAUUGGUAGAGCUCUCCCUAUCUGUUAUAGUUCAAAAGAAGCUUAUUGAGUUAGUUUUAGAAGACUGUGAGAAUUUAAAGAAGCUUCCAAACUCUAUUCAGAUGAAGUCCCUUAGACGACUCAAGAUAUCUAAUUGCCCAAAAUUAGAUACAUUUCCAGAAAUCAAUGGAGAUAUGCAUUCCUUGAAAGAACUGACCAUAAAAAUUACAGGGACAAGAGAACUGCCUUCAUCCAUUGGGGAUCUGAGCAACCUCGAAUUUCUCAAUCUGGAUUCUACCGGGAUAAGAGAACUGCCUUCAUCCAUUGGGAAUCUGAGCAACCUCGAAUAUCUCAAUCUGAAAGGAUGUGAAGAUCUUGUAAGUCUGCCCAACAGCCUCUGUAAUUUGAAGAAGCUUGAAGAACUUGUUCUCAAAGGCUGCAAAAAGUUAGAGAAGCUUCCAGAAAAAUUUGGUGAUCUUCAACGGUUAAAAGAACUUGAUGCAAGUGAUACUGCAAUCUCCCAACCACCUCCCUCCAUCACCAAGCUUCACAAUCUGGAGAUGUUACAAUUCUCGAAUGCUGUACGACAAGUGCAGCAUUCGUCAGGUUUUGUUUCACAUCAACUAUUAGCUUUUUCCUCCUUGACACAACUUCAUCUUGGUAAUUUCAACAUAUUGGGUGGACUUCCUGAGGAUCUUGGAUCUUUGCACUCUCUGGAAGAGUUGAAUUUAAGAGGAAGCAGUAUUUCUUGUUUACCCAAAAGCAUCAACAAACUCGUAAGCCUGAAAUCCCUGGAUGUGCGAUUCUGUCAGAAUCUUAAUGAACUUGAACUACCCCCAAAUUUAAAGGAGUUAUAUGCAGAUUAUCAUUUAGCCACGAAGAGCAUCAGAGAUAUAGUAUUUAAGUGUGUUAGGCUGCAUGACAUCUGUAUAUCAUGGUAUGGUCAUGAAAGAACCGAAUGCGGAAUUGUCACAACUAACCAAGUUAAUGUGUUGAAGUUCCUACAGCAUUUUCUCAGGACAUAUAUCCAGUGUGACUUUCACCAGAGGAGCUACUUUUGCAUUACUUUCCCUGAAGUCAGAAUACCAGAGUCGUUCGAUUAUCAGUUUAUAAAUCAAUCAAAGAUCUCAAUUUGUCUGAAUCCAUCCUGGUAUACCCAUAAAUUCCUGGGUUUUUCGAUAUGUUUCUAUUCUGAUAGAUGUAGAGUUGAUCUAAUAGCUACAUUGGUCUGCAAAUCUGAGCCUGAAAGAAAACAUUCCUUGAAUUUUCACAUCCACCAAAGUUGCCUUAACUUUCCUUCUGUCUUGUGGUACUACAUACCAUUUAAAGCAUUGUGGCGCACUUCUGACGAUAAAGAAGGGAAGAUCCUAAAUGAUUAUUGCCUAUUUGAGGUAUCCUCAGAAGCGGAAGCAUGUUGGGGAAUUCGCCUGGAGUAUGAGAAUAAAGUUAGGAAAUGGAGAAGGAAGCAACGUGUGAGACAAAGUCCCAAACUCCAUCCAGUUCCGCAAAACGAUAAUGCAGUGACAACUGAAAUUGGUUGUUCUAUGGUAAUUGAACAACUAGAGCCAUCAUGCAGUUCUGGUUCGCUGGCAUUUGUUGAGAAUAACAUCACAACAGAGAGGGGACUACAUUUGGGGUAUGAGAAUAAAGCUCUAGAGAUGGAUCAAGUAACAAUGGUAGUUCAGAAGGAACAUGAAUCUCAGAAUGUUGAGCUGAUUAGAGUUUGUGAUAGCCUAUCAAAGAAGAUGGACGAUGCUUCAAGAAAGAGAAAGAGAAAUAGAAAGAAAAAGAGAAAGAUGGCAUGGGAAAAUGAGACCAGCAUCUCUCAUAGCCCCAACUAGCUUGCAUGAUUUUGAUUGGAUCAGGAGAAUCCUCUUAGAUUUUUAGCAAAUAUUGGGUACCCGAAAGGAGAAAAUCAAGGAAGCAUCUAUCCAAUUGGAUUUUAAACACAAAGAAGGUGUGUAAUAGUGCAGCAAUUACUCAAUAUCAACGCCAUAUGCUUGAAACUAUGCAAGUAGUUGCUUGUUACCAUUUUGUCGAGAAAGAUUGAGGCUAUUGAAUGCCGUUUGGUUGGUGUUUUGGACAUCACAAUAUUGAGAGACUUGCCGUUAGCGAGAUACUGUUGGUGAAGACGAAGGCGAGUUCGCUAGAGUUGAUUCAGUUAUUGAGGUGAGCCGCCACAUUGUUCGUGGAGGCUGCCAAAAGACUCUUUAUCAUUUAUUCAUAUGAUGUCUUUUGUAAUUCUCUUAGAUGCUCCAUGGUCUAGUGUGUGAUUUGGCCUAGAGUUUCAAUUUAGUACUUUGAGAUAUUAAUUGUUAGUAAAUAAAUUAUUAGAUUAUUUGGAUGCUCAUUUAAUUAAUCAAAUAUUGCACAUUAAUGGCUAA